UAUUGCCCGGUUUUUAGUUCGCCUUUGUUAAAUUGUAUGUGUUGUAUGUCAAUACAUACGUAUGUCACAAUUAAAAGUCUUGUAAAGUAUCUUUUUGUAUAGACCUUUCUCCCCAAAUCUUCAUGGUUCUUACAUGUUAUUCUGCUAAAUCGUUAUCACGAAGCACAGUGGUUUUAAACAGUAAUUGUUACCAGUGUAACAUUGAGAAAUCACUAUUACAUGCUAAGUGUAAUGUGUUAUUUCUGCUAAAACCUGAACUGGUUUUUUUUUUUUUACAUCCAAAAUGUAUUUGAUCUCAUAAUUUCAACUUAAUCUGUUGUCUAGUACAUUUUCUCUGCUCCCUCAAUGUGGUCAGUAGAAUAAGGGUCUCGGCACUUUGAAGAACAUACAGUAGCAUAAAGUAGCAUCAAAAUAGUUCAAAUGUGUAUAUGGUGUUUAUCUUCUUUUCUCUCUGUUUUAGAUGCACAUAUCAAUCUGUGAUUCUGCCUCAAAGCCAGCACUGCAGGAAUGCACAACAUGUUGCAGGAGACUCUUUCACUGCCCUCUGUGCCCUACUGUCAGCCCUACUGUCAGGGCAAAGAUGGAGGAACAUAUAAAUGGACACAUUAAAAAUGCUUUGCCUUUCAAAGACAAAAUUAUAUGCCGGUGCAGGCUGCCAUGUAGGAGGACAGGACACUUUCACUGCCCUGUCUGUAACAGGACAAUUAUACGGCGCUGGGAUAUGGCAAGACAUUUAUUAUCAUGUCAGCAUUCUUCAAUACCAAGUCAGCCACCACUGUCAGGACUGCUCCCCGCUGCACUCUCCGAGGAGCCCCGUCUCCCUCCCGCUGCACUCUCCGAGGAGCCCCGUCUCCCUCCCGCUGCACUCUCCGAGGAGCCCCGUCUCCCUCCCGAUGUCCUCUGUCCAGUGUCUAAACAGUCUUCUGAACCAUUGGUAGAACAUUCAUAUGCUCUACCCUCUGUGCUGAAUGAAACUGUGGCUUAUGGGAAGUCAAUAAGAAUGAAAUGCCCUCACUGUGGUCUUAGUCUUCUUAAAAAAAACUUAAAGGCUCACAUGAUGAGGAGGCAUUCAAACAGAUCACUGGAUGUUUACCUGGCCUGUCAUCUGCAGUGUGUUUGUGUAGAUGAGACUACUGGCUUAUUUGCUGUGCAGAGAACUGGCCAUGGGUUUUCAGUGCCAGUUCACGUUCAGAGGAAAACAUGGGGGAGAUCUCACAGUGUCAGAUGUGAGCUGGAGGAAUGUCAGCAAUAUCAGUUGCUGGCUCAGCGGAGCGGACUAGGCUACAGUUUAUGUGAGCACAUUCGCUCACUAGAUUACUGUAGAGAAACUGUGAAAGAGGUAUUUCUUCAAGAAGCUAUUUUGAUGGAAAUGGUGGUCCUGAAAUUCUUCGGAAAGGACAAGGCUGCGGCAUGCUUAAGGAGACAGACAGCUGCCCAGAUGACACAUGUUCCACUUUGUGUGAGGGUAGAUUUUGGUGGAUCCUCCUCACAGAUAUGUUUCUCUGUACUUGAGCCUGAAAUACACAGUUUCUGCCGUCUUGGCAGAAUAUUUGUGACUUACAAUGCUCAGAGGAAUACCUGGCAUUGUGCUUGUGCAAAGCCACGAAUAUCAUGCCCUCAUAAAAGCAUUCAAGGAUUGUCAGCAUGA
Paramormyrops kingsleyae is the source of this 1648-nucleotide messenger RNA. The record is from RefSeq and is a predicted model, not a curated record. Lineage: Eukaryota; Metazoa; Chordata; Actinopteri; Osteoglossiformes; Mormyridae.